AUGGAGCUUUUACAAGAAAACUACAAGCAUUCCGCCGAGAGAUUGGACAAACCGUCGGCCUACUUGAUUAAAAGGGCAGUCCGUAGACAGAAUCUCGAUAAUUUGGAUAAAUCACUCCACCUGAAAACUGUCUAUGUGGGAAACUUGUCACACUUCACCACCGAAGAACAGAUUCAUGAAUUGUUUCUGAAAUGUGGACCUAUAGACAGAAUCAUUAUGGGACUUGAUAGAAACAAGAUGACGCCCUGUGGGUUCUGCUUUGUCAUAUAUAAAGUUGAAGAAGGAUCCUUGAAUGCCAUGAAGUUCUUGAAAUCUACAUAUUUGGAUGGACAAUCUUUAUCCAUCGAUUUGGAUCCUGGGUUCAGAGAAGGAAGACAGUUUGGAAGAGGUAUAUUUGGAGGCCAGGCUAGUCAGGAGGCCGCCGAAGCUGAAGGUUUCAAGGGCGAUAGAGGUGGUUUCAGAGGUGGUUUCAGAGGAAGAGGAAGGGGCUUCAGAGGUGGUCGUGGCUUCAGAGGUGGAUACCGUGGAAGAGGUGGACCAGGAUUUAGAGGCGGUAGAGGUGGAUACAAUUCGGGUUUCAAUGGAGGACAAUCCAGAGCGCCUAAAAAGCACCCCAAAGUUAAGACACAUAACCGCUCGCUUUCACACAACAAGUUGGUUAGCAAAUUAGCAUCUCCCUCGGGAUCUUCUCUGCACUUGGUUAGGCCAGUGUUGAAUAGAUCCAAGUCUACAGAUGGUCUCAUUAAAAAUAGACAGAAUACAUCAUUAAAAAGGAACAAUCGAUCAGUCACCAAGCUUACAGGUUUGCAUCCGCUUAAGCCUUCUCUCUCUAAUACAUCGAUAAAGUUGAACAAAUCCACGGGAUCUUUAAAGGGAUUGAACAACUCAACGGGACAACUAGUUCCGCUAAGCGGACUUAAGUCAAGCGGCCGGAAGGGCAAGGCAAUCUUGCGAUUAAAUGAGGACGAUAAUGACGACUAUGAAGAUUUGGAUAACGACGAUAGUAAAAUGCUCAAGGGUGCAGAAUCAAAGGACAGUUCAGGCAUAAAUAAUGAGGCAGAUUACUUCAAUCAAUCACAACAUCUGGACACUAGCCCUUCUAAAGACCACACAAAAUCUGAUAGCUUGCACGAAGGUGAAAUGGUUCUGGGAACCGAUGGAAACGAGAAGGCGUCUUACGAGUCCUUUGGAGAGAAAAUGCAUCCUAGGGAUGAAAACCCUUAUGAAAGUGGCCACAACCAAAGGGAAUAUGAGUCUUCCAGUCAAAACUAUCAAGAUCAAUCAGAGGAAAGCACCAGGCAGGAACUUGUGGAUUCAACCAGUGAAAAAAGUCAAAGAUCUGAAUUGUAUGAUGACCUGACAAGUUCGCAGGAGAAGGAAAACCAAUACAAUAAGCUCAAUUCCAAGCAUACUGUUAGCACUCGCAGUUCAACUGAUGAUUUCUCCAACAACAUGUAUGGCGGUUCGUUGUUAUUAUCUCAAUCUACAGGAUUAACCAAGAAACUUGACAAGAGACUCGGAAAUCAACUAAUGCAUCAAAAGCUUUUAGGCUCUGACGCCUAUUCCAACAAUGGUACAAAAUCAGGCUCGAAUGUUUCCAUCCCUCAAAAUCAAUCGUUUGUUGAUUCUAAUGCUUUUGAGCCUAACAGCGGAAUUUCUUUUAAAGCAAAUCCAAUAGAGAGUCUUGCAGAACCUGUCAUUACCAAUAAAAAUGUAAUUCAGAAUAACUCCUAUCAACCAAAUCAAACGAUAUUUAAUAACUUGCAAAGAACAAACAGUCAGUAUUUAUCAUCCAAAAAGCAGACUCCAGGGCAAAAUCAUCAUUCAAAUGUUACUCAAAAUCAAAAUCAUCAUCACCAUCAACAUCAAAAUCAGAAGAUCAACCAAAAUCAGCAGCAUGAACAUGCGAUACCAAACGGGGUGAACAACUUUUCAAACUUUUUGACUAACAAUAACAACUCUGAUCAAAACUCAGUGCCACACAAUUUAGAGACUAGAGCUCAACAAAGAUUAUGGUUACAGAGAGAAAACUCGUUGUUAGAUAUCUCAAACUUGGACCCUAACAACUUAGCUAAUUUCUCAAAUCUAUCAUUAAACAAUCUAAUGUUUGCUAAUAAUUACAAUAACAGUGUUGUGAAUCCCAGUCCCAUAAAUUUAAGGGAUCAACAACAACAGCAGCCUAUGUUUCCUUUGACACCAGGAGGAAUCAAUCACCCUGCAAGGGUAGCAGCAAUUGCUAAUGGAGAGGGACGAGGAUUGGGAGAUGCAGGUCAAGGACUCAGUGUGAAUCAAAUGUCUAAUAUGCACAAUUUGCAACUAAAUGCCAACAAUCUGGUAGCUUUAAGCGGUACUCCAGAAAAUCAUUCAAGCAGCAUGACUAACAUUAACGGUUUGUUAUUGAUGGCACAAAAUAGUCAUCAAAACUCGAUUCAAUCGAGAACAGAGUUCGAACGUUUAAACAGAGAGUAUUUGAAUGUUAGAAGACAUUUAAAUCCUGCUGCUGAAAGUUUGAGCAGGGUGGAGAAGUAUGCACACGGAGGAAAAGAUAUCGUGGUUUCGAAGAAUAAGAAGAAUCGUAGCGGGAGUGCAAGUACUCAUGGUGAUUCUGUUAUCUCAAGCUCUUCCAACGGUACUUUCAGGGAAGUGUCCAACAUUUAUCUGGAAAAGGAACAGGAGCUUAACGUGACUUUGAAUCGGUUAUGGCAAGAAGCUGUCAUGUCUUCUCAAUCCUCUCACUCACCUUCGCCUUCCCCUUCGAGGCAAUCUGGGCAACCCACCCAAUCACAGGGCCUCAUGAACCAAGCAUUGCAGAUGCAAAGGCCAGGUAAUGCUCGAGUUGCUUCAUUUUCUAAUCAGCAACCUAUGGCCAACAACAGGUCAGUACAUACACCAACUACUAGGGCAGUCAAGUUAGCGGCGCAAGCAGCUGCUUCUGGCACUCAAAAGAAGCGAGGAGAACAGAAUUUGAAUAUUACUUGA
Messenger RNA from Suhomyces tanzawaensis NRRL Y-17324, 2979 nucleotides. Its product is annotated as nuclear cap-binding subunit 2 family protein. The coding region runs from base 1 to 2979 and encodes 992 amino acids. NCBI's taxonomy places the organism in Eukaryota, Fungi, Ascomycota, Pichiomycetes, Serinales, Debaryomycetaceae. The record is from RefSeq and is a predicted model, not a curated record. The transcript has 2 exons. Gene Ontology annotation, biological process: TOR signaling. Gene Ontology annotation, cellular component: TORC1 complex; fungal-type vacuole membrane. Gene Ontology annotation, molecular function: RNA binding.